AUGCCUGUCUCAUCAUCGAAGGCCGCUCGGUUGGCUAAGAAGGCUGAGAAGGCCGCAGAGAAGGGAGAGAAGCCCAAGACCGCCGCAUCCAAGUUGUCAUCGAAAGCCACUUCGAAGUCUGCAUCACAAGUCAACAGCGAGGCUUCCUCGGUAAACGGUGACGAUGACCCACCAAUGGUCGACGCAGACGAGGAGGCCGGAGACGGUGAGAAGAUGGACAAGGUCCGACAGUUGGGCGAACAAAUGGACAAAUUCGGUCUUUCCGAUCGGGUUACCACUGGUGUUUUGGCUUCCAUGGAGGCGAGCAAAGAUGUCAAGAUCACUUCCACAUCGCUUGUGUUCCAUGGCAAGGUUUUAAUUACAGACUCUACACUCGAAAUCAAUUAUGGCCGCAGAUAUGGACUCUUGGGAGAAAACGGUUGUGGAAAGUCAACAUUGCUCAAGGCGAUUGAUAAGCGCGAAUACCCCUUCCCCGACCACGUCGAUAUUUACCUAUUGAACGAAGGUGCGCCUCCCACAGAUCAGGGUGCUUUAGAAUGGGUUGUUAAGGAGGCGCAGAAAGAAGUGGAUCGAUUAGAUACACUCGCCGAGCAAAUUCUGGAACAAGACGGCCCGGAAUCGCCCCAGCUCAUGGACGUCUACGAAAGAUCAGAAGCCAUGGACCCAAGCACUUUCGAAGUCAGGGCAUCCCUGAUUCUGACUGGUCUAGGUUUCAAUAAGAAGACAAUCAAUAAGAAGACCAAGGACAUGUCAGGUGGCUGGAGGAUGAGAGUCGCUUUAGCCAAAGCACUGUUCGUGAAGCCAUCGCUGCUCCUACUCGAUGACCCUACCGCACAUUUGGAUCUCGAGGCAUGUGUGUGGCUCGAAGAGUAUUUGAAGAAGUGGGACAAAACACUGAUAUUGGUUUCGCACUCUAUGGAUUUCUUGAAUGGUGUCUGCACAAACAUGAUCGAUAUGAGACAAAAGUCUUUGAUGUACUACGGUGGUAACUACGACUCGUACAUCAAGACACGAUCUGAGCAGGAAACGAAUCAACAGAAGGCAUACGUCAAACAGCAGGACGAAAUUGCGCAUAUCAAGAAGUUCAUCGCUUCCGCAGGUACAUAUGCCAAUCUAGUCAAGCAAGCCAAAUCUCGACAAAAGAUUCUCGACAAGAUGGAAGCAGACGGCUUCAUUCAACCUGUUCACCAGGAUCGAGUAUUCACCUUCAGAUUUGCAGAUGUUGAGAAGUUGCCUCCGCCCGUGAUGGCAUUCGACGACGUGACCUUUAGCUACUCCGGCAGGCCAGAUGAUACACUGUACGAGCAUCUAGACUUCGGCGUCGACAUGGACAGCCGAACAGCACUGGUUGGCCCCAAUGGUGUUGGUAAAUCCACUUUACUCAGACUUAUGACUGGCAAGGUCUCACCAAACUCUGGCAACAUCAACCGACACACACAUUUGAAGCUUGGCAUGUAUUCACAGCACUCUGCUGAACAGCUCGAUCUGACGAAAUCCUCUCUUGAUUUCGUUCGUGACAAGUAUCCAAAUAAGUCCCAGGACUACCAAUACUGGCGACAACAGCUCGGCAGAUAUGGCCUUUCUGGUGAUUCACAAACAGCGCUGAUGGGCACCCUUUCCGAAGGUCAGCGGAGUCGUGUUGUCUUUGCUCUUCUAGCUAUCGAGAGUCCGAACAUGUUACUGCUCGACGAACCGACCAACGGUCUGGAUAUUCCAACUAUUGACUCUCUGGCAGAUGCCAUCAAUGCAUUUGAGGGUGGUGUCGUCGUUGUCUCUCACGAUUUCAGAUUACUCGACAAAAUUGCCAAGGAGAUCAUGGUGUGUGAGAACAAGACCAUCACUAGAUGGGAAGGCUCAAUCGGUGAAUACAAGAACUACUUGAGAAAGAAGAUGGUACAAGCAGGAGCUGUUUAA
Molecule: messenger RNA, 1914 nt
Organism: Lithohypha guttulata
Lineage: Eukaryota; Fungi; Ascomycota; Eurotiomycetes; Chaetothyriales; Trichomeriaceae
Gene: ARB1
Product: ABC transporter ATP-binding protein arb1
Exons: 2
Coding region: 1-1914 (637 amino acids)
Molecular function (GO): ATP hydrolysis activity; ATP binding
Source: RefSeq, a predicted model, not a curated record